Molecule: messenger RNA, 1766 nt
Organism: Eucalyptus grandis
Lineage: Eukaryota; Viridiplantae; Streptophyta; Magnoliopsida; Myrtales; Myrtaceae
Exons: 1
Coding region: 254-1423 (389 amino acids)
Source: RefSeq, a predicted model, not a curated record
CGGUCAAACAACCCACGAACUAAAAAUCCAAAAUUGCAUUCUUCUCUUCCCGAAGUCGGCUCCUCUGAAAAGUCAAAAGUCUCAAUCCCCUAUUUUUCCCCCACCCAAAAUUAUUUUACCAAAAUAUUUUUCUCCUUUCUCAAAUUGACCCACGAAAACUUCGUCCCGGAAAAGGAAAAUUCCUCCUUCGCAAUAACCCUUUCCCCCAAAACCCUAAGGGAAGCAACCCCCUCGUCGCCGGAGACAACCACCGAUGUCCGCCCGCUCCUCCCCGCUCCCCGCCUGCCUCCGCCCGACCACCGCCGACGACCCGCCGUCCACGGUGGCCGGAAAGCCCAACCUGACCACCAGCCUCUACCACACCCCCCUCGGCCUCUUCUCCCUCACCUGGUCCCUGACCCGGCUCGGCCGGACCCUCCAGCUCCGCCUCUCCGACCCGCCCGCCGCCUCCCCCUCCUCCCCCUCCUCCUUUUCCGACUGUGACUACGGCUCUACCUUCUACCCCGCCGCCUCUCCUCUCGCCUCUCCGUCCUCCCAGCCGCCGCCGCCGCCGCCGCCGCUGCCGUCGUCGUCCUUCGCCCCCUCUUUCAGCCUCGACGUCAAGCCCUUCGCCUUCUGGAACAAGCGCGGGUCCAAGAGCUUCGGCAGAGCCCGGGUCUUCUGGGACCUCUCGCGGGCCAAGUUCGGGUCCGGGCCCGGCCCGGUCUCCGGGUACUACGUGUCCGUGGUGGUCGACGGCGAGGCGGUCCUCCUCGUGGGCGACCGCCCGAAGGAGGCGCACGCGAGGACGAAGGCGCGGGGGCCCGAGCGGAGUGCCCAGGCGCUGGUCCUGCGGCGGGAGCACGUGAUCGGCCGCAGGGCAUUCGCGACGGCCGCGAGGUUCGGUGGGAGGGACAGGGAGAUCUCGAUCGAUUGCACCACGGACGCCGACGCGAGGCUGUGCUUCGAGGUGGACGGCAAGAGGGUGCUGCAGGUGAAGCGUCUGAAGUGGAAAUUCAGAGGUUGCGAGAGGGUCGAGGUGGACGGCGUCCCGAUGCAGGUCUCGUGGGACGUUUACAGCUGGCUGUUCGAGGGUUUCCGCUACGGGCACGCCGUGUUCAUGUUCCGAUUCGACAAGGUCGGCCUCGAGGAGGAGGAGGACGGCGGCGGUGAGGGAGCAGCAGGGGAGAGCGGGCGUAACGGGAACGGCCUUUUGUGGUCGGGGAGAUUCGGGAUGAGCGGGCAGGAGCAUGAGAAGAUGAGGAAGAGCAUGUCGCGGGCGGCCGGAAUGAGUUACUCGUCGUCGACCACGUCGGUGUCGGCCUCCUCGUGGUCGGCCUCAUCGGGUGGGGGCAAUUCAGUGAUGGAAUGGGCAACGACGGAGGAGAACGAGAUGGGGGCUCUGGGCGGGUUCUCGCUGAUGGUCUAUGCUUGGAAGAAGUGAAGGAUGAUGGGAGCCAAUCCAACGUUCUCUGCGCCUGCGGUAAUCUUGGAAGAUUAGAAAUCUCUCUAUUAACUCAAAUUCUUUUCCAUGGACAUAAUAUCGUGAUUUCUAUAGCUUUUAGAAGGAACGAAGACUCUGUAGAUUGUAUUGGUACUACCCAGUUUAGCAUUAGAUCUAACAGCAAUCUCCUUGUUGGGAUGGAUUCAGAUAGGUAGACAUAUAGAUCAGUAAAAUUCUUUUGGUAAUAUAAUCAGGUGAUGAUUUAGCUUGGGAAUUCUUUGUAAGUGGCCAUUUCCUGUAUGGUGAAUUUCUACUCACACGAGCAAUUCUUCUUCUGCUGCUG